UUAACUCCAUUUGACACUUUGAUUCAUUGGCAGCCUAAAUUUCGAAAUUUUUUUCGUUCAAAUUGAUUGCUGAGGGGAUACUUGGGGGGCCUACCGAGCUUGCACAUCCGAAUUUUUUUCCAGGUCCUGCAAGUUCCAAUUUUUUUUCUUGAUUAGUGGCUCCAUAUCAGGGCGACCCAUCUUGAUUGCCCAUCCCCUUUCUCUCCACCCCAACCCUUCGUCCCAUCUUCGUCCUCCUUACCUGCCCAUUCACCUGCAGUUGCAGGCCAGGUAAGUCCUCAUUUCAGCAGGCCACGUCAGGGACCCGCCACGCAUGACCAUACUUACUCUCUCGCAGACAGCAGCGAUGGAUCAGAAGGCAGGCGAGACUGACGAGGCCUACGAGGAACGAUUGGCGGCCCUCAUAGUCGAAGGCAAGCAACGGGCAGACGCAGCAGCAGCAGCACAGAAGAAGAAAGAAGCAGAGGCAGAGAAACAGCGUCUUCUGGCGGAAGAACAGCGACAGAAGCAUGCGGCAGCAGCAGCCAAGGCAGCUGAUGAAGAACGCGUACGGCAACGCGAGAUCAUAUUCAGGGAGGAAAGUGCAUUACACGCACAGGCCAAGGAUUGGAAGAAGGAGGCCGAGAACGGCGAUCCCGUUGACGUCAGGUGCAGAGUAUCUCAGUUGCUCAACCGUGUCACGGACCUCCUCGCGACUUGCAUCGCACAACAGGAGGAUAUCUACUCUCUCGACCACACCAACAAGGUGUUACAGCAGUCGCUGGACCAGACGCUCAAGCGCGUUCAACAACUGGAGCAGCGGGUCGCUAACGCCAAUGUCAGCGCCGGCCCCUCCGACCUCGCCGACCGCGUCAACGUCUUGGAGAUAGACGUGGGGACACUCAAGGCCGGGGUGCAACAGCACGUCUGCGCCGCAGCCAGCUCCAGCACGGCGCCACGCAAGACCAUUGUCACGUUUGACGGGCUCCUGAUCUUCUGUGAUGCAUCGAAGACGGACCCCAUACAAUGGUGGCGCCAGUUCGAACUCAAGCUGGACCUCCACCACGUCGCCAAUGAGAAUCGGCAUGCAUAUUUGUACUCCCGCUCGGGAGGCGCAUGCCAGGCAUGGUUGGACAACAUGCUGUCCGCCCAUGCAUGUACAGUCACCGAGUUGCACAAGUACAUCACCUGGGCGGAUCUCACAGAGGCAUGGAAGAAGCGCUUCCAAGUAGAACCGCCCGAGCACAAGGCGAUGGACAAGCUGCUGACAUUUUUGCAGAACAGCAUGCCAAGCGGAGACUGGAUUUCUGAGUUCCAACGCCUCGCAAGCACGCCCAAGCUGCCGCUGAACUUCGACGGCAUCAAGCUCUAUUUCAUCAAGAGGUUGUGCCCGGCGUUGCAGAAUGCGUUGACUCAUGUCGCCGACACCCUCACUACAAGUGAGGAACUCUUCAACAAGGCCGCGCAGAUCAUUGUGACGAACUUGGCAGCCCGGAAUACGAGCCCUUCGUCAAAUGUCGGUCAGGGCACGCACCAGCAUCGGCCUAAAGUGGUCGUGGUCGCAGCGGCAACGACUAGCGACCCUUCUACUUCAAGCGAGGUUGUUUCGUCUGACGAGGGAGACAGACUCGCAGCUGCCCAUAAUGGUGGCCGCCCCGCCAAAGGACGAGGACACCGCGAACUGCCCCACGAAAGCCAAGGGCCCCGCUCAGUCGGGAAAGUGAGCACCGCCGAGAGUGUUGCGACUGCACUCUCGACGCCUUCGAAACCGGUUGCCGAUCGGGUAACCUCCCUCGGUUCCGGGGCAUAUGCGGACGUCAUAAGUCCUCCAAUUCUUCAUUCUUUCGAGGACUAUGCUGCCCGGCUCGUACCUUCGCUGGAUUCACGAGCCCAAGGACAGGAUGUAUGUGCGGUCUCUUCUCCGAUCGGAAGCACCAACAUUGAUUCGUCUUCAAGUGGACCUUCACGGGAUUCGACGCGCGCGUUCAACAUUGAGGACUUGGACCCGUUGACGCCCGAGGAUUUUGCAUGGCUUCCUCUCCCUUCCACCGACUGCUUACCGGAGCCGCAAUGCGCAGCUCUUCACGCCCAUUUACAUAUAUACCUAGCCUUCUAUGCACCACCAACUUCGCCUACGGAGGACGAGUUCGCGGUGGGGGACAUUCUUGCAUAUGUAAGCAAGGUGGCCCGCGAGUUUCGCACGCAAUGGUAUGACGACAACAACGCACCGCUCCUUUAUGUCCGCAUCCAAAUCAAGCAAGCGUCCUGCAGCGCUUUGCUGGAUAGCGGCGCGACUCGCAACUUCAUUAGCCAGUCCUUCAUGCAAAGGGCCGGCCUUGGACCACAAGUUCGAAGGAAGGCACACCCUACGUCGAUCAAGUUGGCGGACGGUAGAAUGCAACAACUCCUUGAUCGCUACAUCGAAGCCGUCCCGGUUUAUUUCGCACCUCAUGCAUGCGAACCGGUGACGUUUGACGUCUUGGACACAGACUUCGACAUCAUUUUGGGCAUGCCUUGGCUUGCAAGUGCGGAUCACACGGUCAACUUCCACCGGCGGACACUUACGGUUCACGACGCGUUCGGCGCCGAAGUACCAUGUACGAUUCCUCCUCCGCACCCUUCGAUCCGGUGCCAAGUUGUAACCGCCAAGUCUUUUCGGGCCACUUGUGCUUACGAGCGGACCGAGGAGAUCGACUUAUGUUUUCUUCAAACCGUCGCAGUAGCCGACUCUCAACCUACAGACUUGUCUUCAGACCCCCGGGUGGUGCGGUUGCUCGACGAAUUUGCCGACGUCUUCGAGUCACCUACCGGCGUGGUGCCGGAUCGGCCAAUCUCUCACGAGAUCAUUCUCGAGGCCGGUGCCGUGCCGCCAAAAGGUUGCAUUUACCGCAUGAGCGAGGAGGAACUUACAGUACUCCGCGCGCAGCUCGACGACUUGUUGGACAAAGGUUGGAUCCGGCCUAGUAGCUCACCCUAUGGUGCGCCAGUUCUCUUCGUUCGGAAGAAGAACAAGGACCUUCGCCUAUGCAUCGAUUGCCGCAAGCUCAAUGCGCAAACAGUCAAGAACGCGGGACCUCUUCCUCGUAUUGACGACCUUCUGGAGCGCUUGGGCGGCGCAAAAUUCUUUUCUAAGCUGGAUUUGAAGUCAGGAUAUCAUCAGAUCUUGAUUCGGCCGCAAGAUCGCUACAAGACCGCGUUCAAGACACGGUACGGGCACUUCAAUCCGGCGCGCCAAGUUCAAAGCCAACCGCGACAAGUGCGAGUUCGUGCGUCAAGAGUUGGCCACUUCGUCACUCCACAGGGCAUCAGUCCGUUGUCGGACAAGAUUCAAGUCGUCCAAGAUUGGCGGGAGCCACGGAACGUCACGGAUGUCCGCUCAUUCCUUGGCCUCGCCGGCUACUACCAACGCUUCAUCAAAGGCUACUCGAAGAUCGCGGCUCACUUAACCAAGCUUCAAUGCGAGGACCGACCGUUUGACUUCGGGACGGACGCGCGAGAAUCAUUCUUGGCCCUCAAGGCCGCAUUGCUUUUCACGGAGGUAUUGCGGAUAUACGACCCGCUAUUGCCAACGCGCGUCACCACGGACGCAUCCGGGUAUGGCAUUGGUGCCGUCCUCGAGCAACAUGACGGCGUGGAUUGGCACCCGGUCGAAUAUUUCAGCAAGAAAGUGUCCGUCGUGCACUCCAUCGACAAUGCACGCAAGAAGAAACUUCUCGCCUUCAUCCACGCACUCAAGUGAUGGCGGCACUUCCUCCUCGGUCGACGCCAGUUCCGAUGGGUAACGGACAACAAUCCGUUGGUGUUCUACAAAUCGCAAGA
Molecule: messenger RNA, 3798 nt
Organism: Chara braunii
Lineage: Eukaryota; Viridiplantae; Streptophyta; Charophyceae; Charales; Characeae
Source: the annotation of a GenBank genome assembly